AUGGUAGCCCUAUUCCCUCGAAACGACGCCUUGAACGUCCACCCGCCCGCGGGUAACCAAUAUCUGACGACCAACGGCUCCAACUGGCUGUUCACUGUCACGACCAUCUUUGGAGUAUCUCUUCUCGUCCUCUAUGGCCUCAAGUUCAAGGCCCGAGCCGGCGAGCGCUUCUUCCACUACCUCUUCAUCCUGGCCAACUUUGUCGGCAUGAUCGCCUACUUCGCCAUGGCCUCGGACCUCGCAUGGGACCCCGUCCGCCAGUCCAACGAACUCGACCGCAGCGGCCCUAUCCGACAGAUCUUCUGGGCCAAGUACGUCUUCUGGGUCGUCGAGUUCCCGGUCCUCAUCAUCGCCCUCGGAGUGCUCAGCGGCGUCGCCUGGGCCACCAUCCUCUACAACGUCGCCCUCUCCUGGAUCUGGAUCAUCAGCUACCUGGUCGCCGCCUACACCACCAGUAACUACAAGUGGGGUUUCUUCGCCUUCGGCUUCCUGGCGCACAUCUUCCUUCUCAUCUCCACCAUGCACCACGGCAGGGGCAGCGCGGGCCGCGUCGGCGCCGGCCGCGACUACACCAUGCUGGCGGGCUGGGUCAACCUCGUUUGGCUUCUGUUCCCCAUUGCCUGGGGCCUGUCGGACGGCGGCAACUACAUCGGCGUCACGCCCAGCCUCAUCUGGUUCGGUGUGAUGGACCUGGCCCUGCUGACCGUCACCUCCUUCGCCGUCGUCUUCCUCUCCCGCCGCUGGGACUAUGGUGCCCUCAACAUCGCUUUCACCCAGUACGGCCGCGUCCACGCUCCCGGCGGCCACUACCCCGAGAAGCACGCGCCCGCUGCCACGGCUCCGGCCGCCGGCACUGUCUAA
Molecule: messenger RNA, 861 nt
Organism: Canariomyces notabilis
Lineage: Eukaryota; Fungi; Ascomycota; Sordariomycetes; Sordariales; Chaetomiaceae
Product: family A G protein-coupled receptor-like protein
Exons: 2
Coding region: 1-861 (286 amino acids)
Cellular component (GO): plasma membrane; endoplasmic reticulum
Source: RefSeq, a predicted model, not a curated record